Messenger RNA from Salvelinus fontinalis (brook trout), 3710 nucleotides. RefSeq names its product serine/threonine-protein phosphatase 2B catalytic subunit gamma isoform-like. The record is from RefSeq and is a predicted model, not a curated record. The transcript has 13 exons. Gene Ontology annotation, molecular function: calmodulin binding; calmodulin-dependent protein phosphatase activity. The coding region runs from base 554 to 2080 and encodes 508 amino acids. Gene Ontology annotation, cellular component: calcineurin complex; cytoplasm. Lineage: Eukaryota; Metazoa; Chordata; Actinopteri; Salmoniformes; Salmonidae. Gene Ontology annotation, biological process: calcineurin-mediated signaling.
CAGCCAUGUUGUAGGAAAUCCGUUUGUGGUGGAUUGCUACUGUAAUCCUACAGCAGUCUGGACGAUAUAUUUGAUCACGAUUUAAACCCAAACCUGGAGGCCUGGAUCAGAUUAGGUACAGCCAAGAAGAAACAGAUGAAAUUAAGACAUGAAUUGAGCUGCGGUGUGUAAACCUGAGAAAACAGUGAGAUCGGUUGGAAACCUUUUCCUGGACCGGAGCAGUCUGUUCAUCUGACAGAUAAUUUGACAGCAGUUGGUUUACUAGCUACCCCAGGCUCGACAAGGCAGGAAGAAAGCUUUCAUUUAGUGCUUAAAGUGAUCCCCCUCACCCCCUCCCUCCCCACAUUUAGCUAGCUAAAUUACGUUCCUGCCCAGUUGAUCUGCACUUCCUUAGUCUGCUAACCCCCUGCCGGAGAGGACGGCUGCGGAUCCAGAGGUGCUGUUGGAGGUAGCUAGCUAGCACGGCUAGUUCAUUUCACUAGCUAGCCUGCUAGCUACGCCUUGGAAUUCACACUAUUAGCUAACUGUUUCCUCCUGGGGCAGAUACGCCGAGAUGUCGGUGAUGAAAGACCAAACACCAACCAAACUGUCCACCACCGAUCGGCCCAUUAAAGCGGUGCCCUACCCCCCUGGCUCCAAGCUGACGGUAAAGGACCUGUAUGUAGACGGGAAGCCCAGUGUUGAGGUGCUCAAGACCCAUCUUGUUAAGGAGGGCCGUCUGGAGGAGGAAGCAGCUCUUCGCAUCAUCACUGAUGGAGCCAACAUCCUGCGACAAGAGAAAUGCAUGCUGGAGGUGGAAGCACCUAUAACAGUGUGUGGGGAUGUCCAUGGCCAGUUCUUUGACCUGAUGAAGCUGUUUGAGGUGGGCGGCUCGCCCAGCAGCACCCGCUACCUAUUCCUGGGGGACUAUGUUGAUCGAGGAUACUUCAGCAUCGAGUGUGUGUUGUUCCUGUGGACUCUGAAGAUCAACCACCCCACCACUCUGUUCCUACUCAGAGGAAACCAUGAGUGCCGGCAUCUCACAGAGUACUUCACCUUUAAACAGGAGUGUAAGAUAAAGUACUCUGAGCGUGUGUAUGAUGCGUGUAUGGAGGCGUUUGACUGCCUUCCCCUGGCUGCGCUCCUCAACCAGCAGUUCCUGUGUGUCCACGGAGGCCUGAGCCCCGAAAUCACCUGCCUGGACGACAUACGCAAGCUGGACCGGUUUAAGGAGCCCCCUGCGUUCGGACCCAUGUGUGACCUGCUGUGGUCGGACCCUGGAGAAGACUAUGGCUCUGAGAAGACCCAGGAACACUUUGCUCAUAACUCUGUUCGAGGCUGCUCCUACUUCUACAGUUACCCAGCAGUAUGUGACUUUCUGAUGAACAAUAAUCUGCUGUCAGUAAUACGAGCACAUGAAGCCCAGGACGCUGGGUAUAGAAUGUACAGGAAAAGCCAGACGACGGGUUUUCCUUCUCUGAUCACGAUAUUCUCUGCUCCGAAUUACCUGGACGUGUACAACAACAAAGCGGCGGUGCUGAAGUAUGAGAACAACGUGAUGAACAUCAGGCAGUUCAACUGCUCCCCCCACCCCUACUGGCUGCCCAACUUCAUGGACGUCUUCACCUGGUCUCUGCCCUUCGUAGGAGAGAAGGUGACAGAGAUGCUGGUUAACGUGCUCAACAUCUGCUCUGACGACGAGCUUAUGUCUGAAGGAGACGACACCUGCGAGGCUGGAACUUCUGCUGUGAGGAAGGAGGUAAUCAGGAAUAAAAUCCGAGCAAUCGGGAAGAUGGCCCGUGUCUUUUCUGUGCUCAGAGAGGAGAAUGAGAGUGUGUUACAGCUGAAGGGGCUGACCCCCACUGGGGCCUUGCCUGUGGGAGUUCUGUCUGGAGGACGGCAGACCCUGGAGAGCGCUACCGUACAGGCAGAAGAGGCACGAGGGUUCAACCCGCAGCAUAAGAUCCAGUCCUUCGAGGAGGCCCGAGGUCUGGACAGGGUCAAUGAGCGGAUGCCCCCUCGCCAAGAUGCUCCUCCCCCUCCCAACAACCUCCCAGCCAGUGGCCCACCUAACAAGAACGGGACCAACACACCGGCCUAGGCAUCUGGCCUACCUACCUCUGUAUCCCUCCCGCUCUCCGUAUCCCUCCCUCCUUCCGUAUCCCUCCCUCCCUCCCGCUCUCCGUAUCCCUCCCUCCCGCUCUCCGUAUCCCUCCCUCCCUCCCGCUCUCCGUAUCCCUCCCUCCCUCCCGCUCUCCGUAUCCCUCCCUCCCUCCGUAUCCCUCCCUCCCGCUCUCCCGCUCUCCCUCUGUAUCCCUCCUGCUCUCCGUAUCCCUCCUGCUCUCCGUAUCCCUCCCUCCCGCUCUCCCUCCCUCUGUAUCCCUCCCUCCCGCUCUCCCUCCCUCUCCGUACCCCUCCGUCCCUAUCCUACUCCCUCCGUGUCCCCCUCUUUUCCUGCUCUCCUCUUCUCCCUCCCUCUGCUCUCCGGUCUUGUGCCUCUUCUCCCUUUCUCUCUCCCUCUCUGAGGGGCAGUAGGAUGGGUCUUUGUUACUUGGCCUCCAGAGAAUCAGUCCUAGCAUCAUGUUUAUUUAUUUCAUCAUCUAGAAUGAAUCUAAUGUCAUUGGAGUUUAACAGUGGAUCUGAACAAAUGACACAUGAUUAAAUCUACAUUGUACAUUUCUAUAAAUGAUACAUGACGAUUCAAUCUACAAUGUACAUUUCUUUAUUGACUGUCCGUAGGCUGGGGCAUCACUGCCGUAUUAAAUAAAAGGCAAAUCCAUUUUGUAAUUUUGAGUUGAUAAUUGGGAUAAUAGUCAGACCACCUUUUUACCUAUUACCUGUUUGUGUGCUUGGCAAAGGAAGACCUACGCUGCAACUCAUAUAAAGGUCUUUGCCUAUGUACUUUAUAUCUUAGUAAUGUUAUCUAAUAUAUAAAGUACCUAUGCUAUGGUGCCUAAGAUAUAGUAUAUAAUGUACCUAGGCUAUGGUGCCUAAGGUAUAUAAAGUACCUAGGCUAUGGUGCCUAAGAUAUAUAAAGUACCUUCGCUGUGUCUGUGUCCCACCCAAAAAGAGCAAGCAAGAGCACUUGAAUAAAAAACGAGAAAUCCGUUUGAACCACAAUUGCAUUAAAUCCAUCCUUUCUAAUGCCAACGACAGUGUGACAAGAGUAUUGACAUUUAUAUUAUAUGUACAUUAUAAAUGUUCCCGUCUCUCAAUGUGAUUGACUGUUUUUGUUUUUACGAAAAAUAGAAUUAGGCAUCAUACCUAGAUCAGCGAGGGAUGUGGGAGGGAGAGGGAUGGGAGAGAUUUGUUUUCUCUCUCUGAAGACAUCAGUCUGUUACCAGUGGGGAAGUAGAAGCUAGAUGGUGUGUGUGUUUGAGAGUGUGUGGAAGAUGGUGGUAGUUGGAUGAUGACUAAGGGAAGGCUGUUUGGAGUGUGUGUGUUUGCAUGGGUGGCGGUAUUAAGGGGUGGAGGUAUUGAUGGUGGAUGGGGGUGGAGGUAUUGAGGGUCAAUAGAGAAUGGGGUUGACGCGUAUGUGAGCGGCGAUCGGGUCUCGUCUUGUUUCUGACUUCUGUUCCAGCUCCUCAACAUAUCUCACAGAAUGUACAGAGAUCGUUUAAUCAAGGUUUUUCUUAAUAGCUGAAUUUCAAAACUUUUUUUUGUCAAGUAUUUGUACUGCGAGGCCUCUGAUUUAUGUAGCUGUAUCCAUUCAAUAAAAAAAUGAAAAGAAA